This is a messenger RNA of Ipomoea nil (Japanese morning glory), 580 nucleotides long. RefSeq lists its product as uncharacterized. The transcript has 2 exons. The coding region runs from base 74 to 526 and encodes 150 amino acids. The record is from RefSeq and is a predicted model, not a curated record. NCBI's taxonomy places the organism in Eukaryota, Viridiplantae, Streptophyta, Magnoliopsida, Solanales, Convolvulaceae.
UUAACAUACAAUAGUCUCAGGCAGGCCGACCGGCCGGCUUCUGAUUACGAGGUUUUAAUUUAGGUGUAAAAACAUGGCGUCUGCGAGAGUAGUGACCGUGCUGAUGGUGGCGGCGGCAGUGGUGUUAUUGGCGGCGGCGAUGACGGAGGCGCAGGAGGAGCAGCUUCCGUCGUGCGCCGAGAAGCUGAUCCCCUGCAUUGAGUACUUAAACUCCACCGGGGAGCUGGCGCCCUGUUGCGACGGGCUGAGAGAAGUGUUGGCUAACGAGGUUCCUUGUCUCUGCAAGCUUGCCAGGGAUCAUGGGCUGUUGAGCUUCUCCAAAGUUGAAGGCGACGAAAGCCCCAGAUCGCCCUAUGAUCUUCCCCGGCUAUGUGGAGUUUCCGAUACCAUCCACUGUGACGACGACGGCGACGGCGCUCCCCCUCCUGUGGUGGAACAUUCUACAGCAAAUGGUGCAGGGAGGAUGAUUACGAGGACUGCAAUUUCAAGCUUGCUACUGUUGGGUGUUCUUUUGAUGAUGCUUUGAUAGAUCAGAAAUGCUUUGAAUUAUAUUAUUUAAUAGCAUAUAAAAAUAAUGUAA